Amoebophrya sp. A25 is the source of this 242-nucleotide messenger RNA. Lineage: Eukaryota; Dinophyceae; Syndiniales; Amoebophryaceae. The record is from the annotation of a GenBank genome assembly.
AUGCGUACUAGCUUUUACAAAUGCAAUGAACACAGCAGGAGCACCACCUCCACCGGAACAGGACCACCGGGAGCCGCCUUUUACCAAGAGAAGAGGCCGCGGUGUUAUAUCCACACCUGUUUAGCCGCGUGACAGACGAUGAGCGGAGAUCGAUUGAAAUGAAAUGCGUUGCUGGAAAAUCCUGUCUCUUCUAUUCAUCAAGUGUGUGCGCGCCAUUUUGAUGUUAUUUGUUUGGUAAGCCC